Panicum virgatum (switchgrass) is the source of this 776-nucleotide messenger RNA. RefSeq lists its product as uncharacterized. NCBI's taxonomy places the organism in Eukaryota, Viridiplantae, Streptophyta, Magnoliopsida, Poales, Poaceae. The transcript has a single exon. The coding region runs from base 16 to 573 and encodes 185 amino acids. The record is from RefSeq and is a predicted model, not a curated record.
GACAAAGGCGAGGGGAUGGGCGCCACCGGGCCGGGGCGAAAGCGAGGUCUGCUGCCUAAUCAAGAAAUCAGCCGGCCGGAGUGGAGAGAGCCCCCGGUAUCCCGGAAAACCAACGUCCGCGGCCACCUGUUUCGCCCGCCGCCGCCGGCCGCCCUCCCCUAUAUUAACCCACCACCCCUCCUCUUCUCCACCUCAACACAGCGUGAGUGCGUGACAGCUUCGAUCAGUGAUCACAACGAUCACCAAGCAAAGCAAGCCCUCGAGUACACCAAGGAGGCAAGAGAACCAGGCGGCGAGACCGGAGAAGAAGAACCUAGCAGAAAGCAGAUGGCCGGUGCGGCUAAGGCGUCGUGGAUGGUGGCGAUGAGCGUGGGCGCCGUGGAGGCGCUCAAGGACCAGGCCGGCCUCUGCCGCUGGAACUACGCGCUGCGCUCCGUCCACCGGGCCGCCAAGGCCAACGCCCCCAGCUUCGCGCAGGCCAAGAAACUGGCGGCGGCGGAGAGAAGGCGGGCGGACAAGGCGGAGGAGGGCAUGAGGACCGUCAUGUACCUCAGCUGCUGGGGGCCGAACUGAGCUCGGGUUUCGGCGGUCGGUCUCUGUUUUGGCUUUCGGCGACUGAGCUCGGAUUUAGAUCUGGGCUGGCCGGUUGCCUGAUUGUAACAUAUACUAUACUACGAUGAUGAUGAUGAAAAGUUCUCUCACUGGGUUUCAGUAUAUGAAUGCCUAAAUGCUACUGUACUGGAAUGAAAAUAAAAUUGCUCUUCAGUUCAUAACAA